UCCUUUAUUUUAAAACAUCCACCAAGAUUAUUCCAUUUCAUUUCUUUCUUUUCCGUUCACCUCUAGUCAAUCCAUAGCCUCAGUCUCCACUCCCUUCAGGUCUUCCAACAGCAAACCAUUUUCACUUAUCAGAAGGACGCACAGACUCGAUCAUCACAUUUCCACACACCAUUUCAUCAUUAACUAGCUUAGCUAUAUCUUUCAGACAUUUCCACAAACACCUGCCUUGCACUGCACAAUCAACAUUGAUGUCACAUUCACAUAUACCGCCAGAGCUAAUCACCAAUAUACUGUCCCAUUUACCAGUCAAGUCUCUCGCACGCUUCCUCUGCGUUUCAAGGCAAUGGUACGACCUCAUCAGCGACUCGGGUUUCAUCAAGAAGCACCUCAAUCGCUCCGUCGAGACCAACAGAGACCGCACCAUCAUCCUCCUUGAACACGACGGCUCGCAUUGCGGAAAUGGCUUCUCCUUCAAUUUCGACGACGACGAAGAUCAGUUCUGCAACGCCGUGAAAAUGUACCCGCCUUUACAACACUGCGACAUCUUGGACUGUUGCGACGGCUUGGUUUGCCUUCUUAAGGGGCGCGAAGAGGUCGUGAUUUGGAAUCCAUUGCUAAGGAAGUACAGGAAAUUGCCGAGCGAAAAACCUAAAGGUGUUAUGGAUUUUUGGUUUUCCCAAUUUGCAUUCUGUCACGAUCACCAGAACGAUGACUAUAAGGUGUUGAGGCUUUUUCAACACAAGUACUUGCCUAUAGAAAUCAAGGUAUAUAGUCUUAAAUCACAGCGUUGGAAAAAAGUUGAAGAACAAUGGCCAAACAAGGAGAUAUGUCAUUGGGAGUCGGCGUCUUUUAAUGGAGUUGUGCAUUGGUUAGUUUCUGAUUUUGGCGUGCUGGAUAAGGAGUCGCUUCUUGCUUUUGACCUUGCCUCUGAGAAAUUCAAGCUCUAUACGACGCCGGUUUCACCAGAUUUUGAUCAGGAAACUCGCUUGGAAGCGUUGGGAGGAUACCUCUGUUUUGUUGUGAAUGUUUACGGAGAGUAUAAUGAUGUUUGGGUUAUGAAAGAAUAUGGGGUUGAGAGUUCUUGGACUCAGAUUUAUAAAAUUGAGAAAGUUGCAGUGCCUUGGGAUUUUGAGUAUUACAAGCCUCUUAUGUUUUCCAAGAAUGGCAAGAAGGUUCUGUUGGAGGAGCACUGGAAUCACAAUCCAUUUCCUAUUGAGUAUGACAUAGAAAAGAUACAUAGCAAGAAUCUUAUUUGGUAUGACAUAGAAAAGAAACAAGGCAAGAGGGUUCAGAAUUGGAGUUUUCCUGAUGCAUUUAGGACGGCAACUUGUAUUGGGAGCCUUCUUCUCCUCGAUGGUGAUAAUGUGAUUGAUCCUUGGCAGAGGAAUGCUAGUCCAUCAGAGGGUCUUAAUCUGUUGCUGAAAGCAGUGGAUGAAUUAGAAAAUGAAAUGCUAGAACGAUAAAGAGCAUACUGGAUGCAACAUUUGGUUUUAUAAGAAAAUUGUUAGAGAGUACUCUGGUGGAAGAAUUUCAAUGACUGUCAAUUGUUCACUUAUACAUGGCAUGUAUCUACAAGUCUCUGGAGUUUGCAAUUCACUAACACCAAAUCUGAUUCGUAAUCAUCUCAUGGAGUUAUUGAUUACAACUCCAAGGUGAGGUUAUUGGUUGGUAUUGGAACCAUUGCUGAUUUUUUUUAAUAGAUAAACCGUAGCUGGCUAAGUUCAAUAUUUCAUGCUUUUACAACUCUUUGGCUUUUCCAUCUUCAGAAGGGUUCAAAUUUGAUUUUAAUGUUGCUUGAUAUAUGGAGAAUGAUUGUGCUCUGUACUGUUAGGAAUCAAUUUGGAUAGGAGUAGGUCUUUGUGUAGAGGCUCAAGUUGCUUAUGUAAUAACUGACAUAUCUGCAUAGUGUGAGCAGGCUUUCACUAAUGCUCUAUUGAAGAUUUUUCAUUUUUACAUGA
Quercus robur (English oak) is the source of this 1958-nucleotide messenger RNA. RefSeq names its product F-box protein CPR1-like. NCBI's taxonomy places the organism in Eukaryota, Viridiplantae, Streptophyta, Magnoliopsida, Fagales, Fagaceae. Gene Ontology annotation, molecular function: protein binding. The record is from RefSeq and is a predicted model, not a curated record. The transcript is spliced from 3 exons. The coding region runs from base 249 to 1463 and encodes 404 amino acids.